UCUCUCGCUCUAUGAAUUACUUCAUAUGUUUUUUUGUAGAAAAUGUUACUUUAUCGUAUAUGGGACAAAUGGGCUAAACUUAGUUGUUAGCUGUCUUAGUUUACGUUCAAGUCAGGACGUGAUAUUAUUAAUACACGCAUGCGCGGACAUCUACAGAAUGCAUGUGCAGCAUUGGCCAGUGAGAUGCAACGACUGUAUGUCGGCGGGUUGAGCCAUACGAUCACCCAGAAAGAUCUCAAGGAUCGAUUUGGAAAGUUUGGGGGUGUGGAGGAUGUAGAGAUCCGGACGAGGAGGGAUGAUGAGGGUAUCCCCUACAAAACAUUUGCUUAUGUCAACAUCAAUAUUUCAGACACAGAUCUGAAGAAAUGUAUGACGGUGUUGAACAAAUCCAAAUGGAAAGGAGGAACUUUGCAAAUUGAGCCAGCAAAGGAGAGCUUUCUGCACAGACUUGCUCUGGAGAGGGAGAUGGAGUUGCAGCUUCCCAAUCAGAGUGCAGCUGAGAACCAUAAACAGAAGGUGCUGGAUUCAUUCAGCAAAGCCGGCGUCAACGACUUCACCAUGAAGGCCGCUGUGCCGGGGACGGAAAUACCAGGACACAAGGACUGGGUGGUCAGUAAAUUUGGACGAGUCCUCCCCAUCAUGCAGCUCACGCAUCGGAAAGGAAACAAAUCCCGAACCCUCAAGUAUGACCCGUCCAAGUACAGCCACAACAUCCGUAAGUUGGCGCCUCCCGACGAAGACCUUCACACCCCUGUCGCCCAGCUCACCUGGGAGGUCGACGGGGGAGACGAUGACAUCAGCAAGAAGAGGCGGGGUGAGUUCCCGCCUUACGAGCCCCCAAGAACCAAGAAGAGUCGAACAGACGUGGCAACACCUGUGAGCACAAGCAGACAAGCGCAGCCUCAUCAGCUGACCAACGGAUUCAAAGCGCCACUCAACCACAGACAACCACAGAAGAACGGUCCACGUUACGAGGACAGUGAUGUGGACUCUGAUGAAGACCUAAAACAUCUGGUAGCGCUUCAGCAGCCUUCCCAUCAUGCAAUGGAGGCGGACUCGCAGGAGGAUAUCCUGGAAGUGGUGGGAUAUGAUUACUUAGACUUGCAGAAGCAGCAGCAGCAUGGAGGCAGGUCAGUCAACGAGGACGAGGAUUACGACUCUGCCGACACAGAUGAAAUCUUCGCUUCAAGGAAACCUUAUCUUCCCGCAGUAGAGAAACCUCCUCAGCCAAAUCCUGACAACAUUCCAGAAAGGGAAGCUGUAAGGAUGAAAAACGUGAAAAUGAAAAGUCCAUAUGGAGAGGAAAGGGACACUUCUGGAAAAACUCAGUGUUCACAGCAGACGCAGAAACAAACACUCAGCUGCAGAUCUGAUGAGGAUGAUGAGGACGAGAUGGACUCAGAUGAUUCCGAUGAUUCAGACUACGAGGCCAUGUUUUCCAAUGUCACCCAUCUGGAGAUCUCUAUGUCUGAUCUUCAGAAGUUAGCCGAGGAAUUUCAGGAGACCUCAGAGACUCCAACACCAAGCAUCGCCCCCGCAAAAGUCACACCUGGAAAAGGACUUCCUUCUAAGAAAGGAAUCCUACCCGAAGAUAUUCUAGCCUCGCUAAUGAAGGAGGACAACAGCAGGGAUGAACAGAAGCCAAAAAGGAAGACGCUGCUGCCUGCUUUUCAGGGGACCAGAACCCUAACCGAUACGUGUCACAUGACCAAAAGUACUAGAAUACUAGAAACUCCUGAUCUUAAACACAUGUCGGAGUCUGAAAGUGCUGAGUCGGACGAGGAGGACAAAACUUUUCGUACAAAGGAAGAAAAGGAAGAACGAAGGCCAAAGGCCAGUCAGCCGAAUCAGACAUCUUCAUCCUUUCCUGAAGAUGAUGUUUCACACCUUGAUGAGGAGGAGGAAAGUGAAGAAGAAGAGGAGGAGGAAAGUGAAGAAGAAGAAGAGGAGGAGGAAUGCAAAGUUCUCGGUCAUCUUCAGCUAAGCGCUCAGAAGGAAGAAGAGCGACAGAAGAAGGACAACACGAGGAGGUUGGCCGCAGUCCAGCAGAGACAAAAGGAACCUGAAGAGCAGAAGAAGCUCAUCCAGGGGGCGCUAGCAUCUUCAUCCUUUCCUGAAGAUGAUGUUUCACACCUUGAGGAGCCGGAGGAGGAAAGUGAAGAAGAAGAAGAGGAGGAGGAAAGUGAAGAAGAAGAAGAAGAGGAGGAAAGCGAAGUUUUCUGUCAUCUCCAGCUAAGCGCUCAGGAGGAAGAAGAGCAACAGAAGAAGGCCAACACGAGGAGCCUGGCCGCAGUCCAGCAGAGACAAAAGGAACCUGAAGAGCAGAAGAAGCUCAUCCAGGGGGCGCUAGCAUCUUCAUCCUUUCCUGAAGAUGAUGUUUCACACCUUGAGGAGUCGGAGGAGGAAAGUGAAGAAGAAGAAGAAGAGGAGCAGGAGGACCAAAGCAAAGUUUUCUGUCAUCUCCAGCUAAGCGCUGAGGAAGAAGAAGAGCGACAGAAGAAGGCCAACACGAGGAGGCUGGCCGCAGUCCAGCAGAGACAAAAGGAAGCCGAAGAGCAGAAGAAGCUCAUCCAGGGGGCGCUAGCCAAUGUGGACACUCUUCCUAAAAGAACAGGAAAACACGUCGUCUUUGACUCGGAUGGUGAUGAUGAUGAUGAUGAUGAUGAUGAGCAGACAGAGGUCAUGGCGUCUAAAAAGUCACUGCUCCAGGACAGCCAAUCAGAGGCGGUGGCCUCAGACAGUGAGGAUAAAUCAGCCGGUGACAGCGGACCAAUGAAAGCGAAGGAGCAUCCGAAACAGUCGGGCCCUCAGCUGUUCAGCAGCAGUGAAGACGAGGAGGAUGACGAUGAAGAGGACGAUGAGACCAGGUUUGACCUCAGGCCUCAGUUUGAAGGUCAAGCUGGACAAAAGCUAAUGGAGCUGCAGUCUCGCUUUGGGACAGACGAGCGUUUCCGAAUGGACUCUCGCUUCCUGGAAGAGGAGGAGGUCGAGAACGACGACAACAAGGAAGAACUAGAGGGGACGACCGGCCCGGUCAAUGAUGACGAGGCUCUGCAGGAGGAGAGGAAGAGAACCAUCUCCAUCUUGUACAACGUUCUGGGACAACAACCCGCCACUGGAAAAACAGCCAGUAAAGCCAAGACCUUUAGGGACGUGUCAGCGCUCCACUACGACCCCAGCAAAGAGGAGCACGCCACCUUUGAGACCAAAACAGACGUUCCCAAGAAGGAGAGCAAGUCAGCCCGUAGAAAGAAGAAGGAAGAGGCUCAGAAGCUUCCUGAAGUUUCCAAGGAGAUCUACUACGACGUGACCGGCGACCUGAAGGCCAUGUUUGGUCAAACGAAGGAUAACAAGGAGUCAGAGGAAGUGAAAACCAACUGGGACCAAGUAGAAGAAGAUGUUGAAGCAGGAGAGGAUGAAGAGCAGCCCACACCUCUGACAUCUCUAUUCAGUGAUGCCAGCGCAGGAAGGGAGGAGCCUUCUGGAUUCAGCUUCUCCUUCUUUGGCAACGACACAGAAGCAGAAAGUGAAAAGACAGCUGAGUAUAAGGUGGAGAGCAUCCGGGCUGCAAAGGUGCCAUGGCAACAAGAUCCCCGUUUACAAGAUAGCAGCUCAGAGGAGGACGAGGAGGAGGAAGAAGAUGACGAAAAAGAGGAGGAGAAAAACACAUCUGCACCUAAAAACAACCAAGUGGAAACAGCUCCCAGGAAGGACCUGUUCUUCUUCCACCUCAAUGACAUCAGAUUGUUAGAGGGCCCCAGGUGGUUCUGUCGUUCUUCUCAGCUGGAGGAGGAGCGAGAGCAGUGGGAGGAGAGGAGGAUGGCGCUCAAAGAGGAGUACCACAAGAAACACAAGGAUGCAUGCAGGAAGCUCAAAUCCUCCCAAAAGAGUUAAAGAGGUUCUUGUUGUGUUGCAGUUUGAACAUAACUUCAGAAUCAUGUAUGCACAAAUGAAUAAUGUGUGAAUAAAUUAUGUUUAUUAUA
This is a messenger RNA of Doryrhamphus excisus (bluestripe pipefish), 3983 nucleotides long. NCBI's taxonomy places the organism in Eukaryota, Metazoa, Chordata, Actinopteri, Syngnathiformes, Syngnathidae. The record is from RefSeq and is a predicted model, not a curated record.